Molecule: messenger RNA, 732 nt
Organism: Bactrocera latifrons
Lineage: Eukaryota; Metazoa; Arthropoda; Insecta; Diptera; Tephritidae
Product: tyrosine kinase receptor Cad96Ca-like
Biological process (GO): multicellular organism development; protein phosphorylation; positive regulation of kinase activity
Cellular component (GO): signaling receptor complex
Molecular function (GO): ATP binding; transmembrane receptor protein tyrosine kinase activity
Source: RefSeq, a predicted model, not a curated record
GGUAGCAAUUGUCAUUUUUGGUUUUAUAUAUCGAAAACAUUUGUGCGCCAUUAGCAAAAAAUUAAAAAAAAAAUCCAAAGAGGAAAUGUUUAAGAAAUCUAAACAAGACAAUCUAAGUAACAAUUUAGCUGACAAUAGCACAAACUCAAUGGUAAUGCAACAUUGGAAUGGCCCUACUGCUUACAACAAUCGCUACGUGCCAUGGGAGAGAGAUCCUCAACAGAAUGGAUUGGUAACAUCACAACUGUCGUCAAAUGCUAACAACGGAGCUAUACACGAUGACGAYACUAAUGUGACAAAUAACAUUAGUGGUUUACAAAGUAUUACUGAUAAUGUUAUUAGUUAUUCGAAAAAUGCCUCCCAAAAUGCAGUUAAUAACUCAACCUUUAAUAUGAAUGGCAAAUGUUGUUGGGAGUUCCCGAGGCACCGACUUAAAUUCUUCAAUAUUUUGGGUGAAGGUGCAUUUGGUCAAGUUUGGCGUUGUGAAGCAAACGACAUUGAUGGUAUAGAAGGGGUUACAACUGUGGCUGUGAAAACUUUAAAGGAAAACGCUACUGAAAGCGAAAAGAAGGACCUUAUGACUGAAAUUGAGGUAAUGAAGUCACUUGAACCUCAUAUCAAUGUUGUCCGAUUACUUGCAUGUUGCACCGACAAGGACCCGUUAUUUGUGAUUAUUGAAUUUGUGAAUCGAGGGAAAUUACAAACUUACCUYAGAAAUUCACGUGCUGAAAU